AUGUGGUCAGAAAUUAUAGAAUAUUUGAAAGAUGCAUUUUUAGUUGCGAGAAUACAAAAAUGUUUCGGUGUUAAAAUACAUUAUGGACAAAAUUUGAAAGAACAUUGCGAAGACAAUUUGUGUACGGAUGUGCGCGAUACCAAAUCUCAAAAUAUCGAAUACAGUUCGAAUAGUUGUCUAUUAAAAUCUGAAGAAUCAAAGGGAAAUAGUUAUGUUAAAUCGGAAAAGAAAUUUAUCGGUGUGGCAGAAACGAAUGCGUGUAUGUUAAAUGAGAAACAACAUUCACCGACCGUCAUUAUUUCGAAUUAUACCAUAACAAAUUACUUUUGGUAUUACUUAUUUUUAUUUGGGACUGAACUAGGAGAUGAAAUAUUUUAUUGUACAUUUAUACCUUUCUGGCUUUGGAAUAUUGAUGGUGUUGUAGGUAGAAGAGUUGUUUUAGUAUGGGCUAUUAUUAUGACAACAGGUCAAAUAUUGAAAGAUGUUAUAUGCUGGCCAAGACCAGCAUGUCCACCAGCAGUUCGAUUGCAAAUGAAAUGGUCGGAAGAAUACGGAAUGCCAUCUACUCAUGCUAUGAUUGGUAUAUCAAUUCCAUUCAGUGUAGUAUUAUUUACAAUGAAUAGAUAUAUUUAUCCUGUUUCUAUUGGCUGGACAAUUGCUAUUAUGUGGUGCACACUUGUGUGUAUGAGUAGACUUUACUUGGGUAUGCACACAGUGUUGGACAUCCUAGCAGGCUUAAUACUAGCCAUUUUACUAUUGAUUCCAUUAAUACCUUUAGUGGAUAUCACAGAUUAUUAUAUCCUUUCAAAUAUCUGGGCUUUAACAAUUUUAAUUGCCAUUAGUAUAGGUGUCAUAGUUUAUUAUCCCUGUGGUAAAAAAUGGACACCAACCAGGGGUGACACUACCAUGGUGGUAUCUGUUACCACUGGGGUUCAUUUAGGAGCAUGGCUUAAUUACAAUACUGGAGUUAUGUUAGCUCCUACAAAGUCACCACCAUAUCACAUCAUUUGGCCAUCUUAUUCUAUGCUUAGUUGCCUGAUACUUAGAACAUUAUUUGGAUUUUGCAGCAUUCUUGCAACAAGAGUUAUUUGCAAAUUCCUUAGUUAUCAAACAAUGUGUGCCAUAUUGAAGAUUAAUUCCAAGGUCCUUAUGAAAAGUCAAAAUUAUUCAGAAAAUAAAGAUAAGGUUCUUGUUGAUCUAGUCCACAAGUAUAUAACUUGUUUUAUGAUAGGUGUAAAUACAGUAUAUUUCUUGCCAAAAGUGUUUACUAUAUUUGGAAUUAAUCGACCGACAUUUUACACGGAAAUAUAGAACAUUCUUUGUUUUAUUGAAAGGGCACACUUCUUAACCUUAUGCAUUUAAUUUUGGUGAGUGUGUCAAA
This is a messenger RNA of Habropoda laboriosa, 1381 nucleotides long. Its product is annotated as sphingosine-1-phosphate phosphatase 2-like. Gene Ontology annotation, molecular function: sphingosine-1-phosphate phosphatase activity. Gene Ontology annotation, cellular component: endoplasmic reticulum membrane. NCBI's taxonomy places the organism in Eukaryota, Metazoa, Arthropoda, Insecta, Hymenoptera, Apidae. Gene Ontology annotation, biological process: sphingosine metabolic process; phospholipid dephosphorylation. The record is from RefSeq and is a predicted model, not a curated record. The transcript is spliced from 4 exons. The coding region runs from base 1 to 1311 and encodes 436 amino acids.